AUGGUACAAUUUAUCAACGGACAAAGAUCUCCUCCAGUUUCUGUUAUACUAGCAGCGAAUGAUCAUCUUUUUGUUUCUUUGAAAUCAAAUUCAAAUUCUCCCAUACAAUAUCAGUUUUCUGCCAAUCGAAAAAAGGUGUUCUACAUUUCUAGAAGUUUGUUGAAUGCGUCAACUGUUGCUAUUGGUAAAGCACAAAAUCACUCUCAACUUUAUUUUGUUACCAUGCAGAAAAACGGAUCCGUGCUGUAUAUGUCAAAAGUUACUGUUACUGAUAAUGAAUAUGUUGAAAUGGAUACGGUUACGUCUGGAAAUCUAUCAAAAGCUAAUCCUAUUAAUCGUCUUGUAUUAUCGGUUGAACCACGUGGUCAAUAUGCAAUUGCUAUGACGGAUUCUUUUAUUUUUAUUCGUAAUUUAUUCACACGGAUACAUUGGAUCGAUGAGAUUGUUUGGCCAAAUUCAACACGUUUUACACCGGUAUGUGCUGAUAUGAGCGCUCGUUUUGUCUAUAUGGCUGGUUAUGAAAAAUCUGCGGGUUCAUGCACUGUAACAGUUUAUUUAAUGUCAGUUGAUUUCAGUGGAUGUCGAAUUCAAUUCCAUGAUCGAUGGCAAUCAGAACUAGCGUGUAGCUAUGACCAUCUUGACCUAUCGCUUAGCGUAAGUGAACAAGCAGAUGAGAAGAUUCUGCUUGGAAUUCCAACUAUAAACUCGGUUUAUCUAUUUACUAUCGAUGAAACGCCUACGAAGUCAUUCCGGUUGCAACAUCUAGGCACUAAACGGCAAGAUAUUAUGAUGAGAGACAAUUACGGAACGAGUGUCGUUUGGUUAAAUAACGGACAAAGGGCUGCCGUGUUAGAUACGGCUGAUCUACCACGAGAUUCAGUAAUAACUGCAAGAUCAAAUGUUUAUAUUUAUGAUUCGAACAACAUGACAUUGUUUAUAACUAAUGCAACAGCCACGAUGACUUUUCCUAACUUUUUUCAGAAAUACACCAAUCAAUUCAAACCAACUGCUACGUUCAUGGUUGCCACACAAACGACUCCUUCUACAUUGUAUCUAAUCAAUCAACUUUAUCAUAUCUUAGUUCUGUUACCAUCUGAUCCUGGAUACUAUUCAGUAGAAUCUUUCUUUUAUGAUGAUAUUUAUACGAAUCAUGUCGAUGGACUCUACUUUCUCUAUCCAAAUCGUGUUACCUGUCCAGUUGGAACCUAUAAAAAUGAUGCUGGAAUAUGGCCGUGCAGUGUUUGCAAAGCAGAUAAUACCAGUCUCAUUCCUACCUGUCUGCAAUGUCAAAAUAGAUCAAAUUGUCCACUGGAGUUUGCCAUGACAGAAGAACUAAUGAGCGAUGUUACACAAUCAAUUGGUUAUCCUGAAACAGCGGAAAUCGAUGUGUUCGAUGAUAUCUUAUUCUAUAAUAUGUUUCGCACAGAUUGUGGUUGGAAAUCUCCGAUAAUUAUGACUGCAAUAGUUCUUUCGAUUGUAGUGCUUCUUUCAAUGUUGAUAUGUUCAAUGAACCUUUCGAAACGAUUUAGAAUUAAACAGCAAUUUGCAAAGAAUUUGUUCAAACAUUUCGAUUUAAUCGAACAAGGCAAAUUCUGGUUCGGUGGUCUCAUUUCCAUCAGUGCUUUAUUCUUUAUUGGAUUUCUCGUACAAUUUAGUGUCACUUUUCAUACUCAGUAUUCAAUGGAAACAAAACAUUCAACGUGUCAAACCAAAGAUCUGCUCAAUGCCAAAUUCGAAACUAGCCUCCGCUUUUUAAACUCGCCAGCCGGUGAUCAUGAAACAGUCUUCAAUUUACUCAAUUCACAAGUAUUCACUUUGAAUAUUCAAUUCAUCAACACCUCGUUACAUUGCGGACGAAUUAUGUUUGCUAUUCGCAACGAAACUGACAGUAACAAGUCUUUGUUUUCCUGUUAUCCAACUGACACAUCGCUUGUCGUUUCGAUUAAAUUACCAUUUCAUGUCUCCAGCGUAAAAAUGACUCUUCAAGGAAACAAUACAAUUCAAGCUGUUCGAGUAGGUUUAUCAGCUGAAUACUCUCGUAUAGGUGAUAGCUGGACGCAAGCAUUGAAUUUUUCGAAAAUGUUUCAUGAUAGAUCAAAAAUGAUGUCCCAAAAUAUGAAUAUUCAUCUGGAAUUGACGAAAGUAAUUAACGUAACUGAAGGUUUGACAAAGAAUGAUCAGACGACUUAUAGUGGACUUUGGUUUCCUACGUUUACAUUUGAUCCCGAUCAAUUAUUUAAAAAUACCACACUACUAAACGAUCAUCCGCAAACGAUAUUAGAUGUUGGAACUAGUGAAACACCUUUCUUUGUACGAAACAAACAGCAACCGAUCGCGCGACAAGCUGAAAUUAUUUUCAAGACGAUUUUAUUUGCUGGGAUCUGUAUUGAUUUAUUAGCUAUGCUAUUUCUUCUACUUGGAUUAUGGAUAAUUCCUGUUAUAAAAUUAUUUUUCCAUAAGCUUCUACAGCCAAACAAUUGGAUACAUCGCUUGCUCAUCGGAACGCAAAGCGAUUCAUUGGAAAUUGUAGAACUUCGCAAGAAAAUUCUCGAUUUGGAAGCCAAAAUGAACAAAAUAUCUGUCUUUGAGAACUAUCACCAGCUGUAUGCUGUUCAUGAUGAACGGGAAGGUUAUGUAUCACAAAAUACUUUUUAG
Messenger RNA from Adineta ricciae, 2655 nucleotides. The record is from the annotation of a GenBank genome assembly. NCBI's taxonomy places the organism in Eukaryota, Metazoa, Rotifera, Eurotatoria, Adinetida, Adinetidae.